AUGCACCGCACCACCCUGAACGCCCGCCACCCUUGCAUCCAGCAGUCGACCCGAGUCUUGUUCCAUUCGAAAAUCGAGUCCUGCCCAGGACUGCUUCUGCCCGCUCACGGUGCCGGCACGAUCACGAGAAGCACGAGAGCUCCGUCCUGCUCCUGGUGCCGACACGACAUCAGCAUCCUCGUUACCCCCGCCUCCCCUGUCAAGCGUCGAGUCCGCCGUCGAGUCUCAACCAAAACGGCUGCCCGCGUCACCCCGAUUCGGAGCUUGCUUGCCGCAGGCGACGAACACUUGAGCCCCGAGGAGUGCGAGGACGAGUGCUCUGGACGCGCAUCCCGUGCACGACGGCGCGGAGCCGUAGACGCCUUGGCACGGCCAGCCCUUGGCCGGUCGUCCACCGAGCUUGUCCGGGCUCCGAGCUCAUCGGCGACAUCGAGCGUCGACGACAUCGAGCACGGCUCGGGAAGCAAACAUUCCUCGCCCUCCGGCCCUCCUCCUCCUCCUCGCGUCGCCCAGGCCGACGGACGCGACGCUCUCCUUUCCGACACCCUCGGCAGUGGUCUGCGCGCGGCGAGACGGCGACGGGCGGCCGUGACGAUGCAGGCCCAGCGCGAGCGCGUGCCCGAACCGGCCAUGCCCAUCUCCGUGACCAUCUGCGGCGACGGCGGCUGCGGCAAGUCGUCCAUCACGCUGCGCCUCGUCCGCUCGCAGUGGACGUCCGAGUACGACCCGACCAUCGAGGACUCGUACAGCGUGACGCGCCGCAUCGACGGCACCACCUACCACCUCUCGCUCACCGACACGGCCGGCCAGGAGGAGUACCGCGGCAUGUGGGCCUCGUCCAACCUCGGCGCCGACGCCUUCCUGCUCGUCUACGACAUCACCUCGCGCGACUCCCUCGACGCCCUGCAGUACUUUGACGACCUCAUCGACAUGGAGGCCGAGACGCGGCUCGACAACGCCGAGCGCGCCCGCCGCGCCGGCCUGAACCCCGUCCACGCCAACGCCGGCAACGCCAGCGGCUCCAAGACGGUGCCGCCCGUCAAGAUCGUCGCCGGCAACAAGUGCGACCUGCAGGAGAGCAGGCAGGUGCCGGCCGCCCAGGGGCUCGACUGGGCCCGCCGCCGCGGCUGCGGCUUCAUGGAGACGAGCGCGCGCCUCGAGGUCAACGUCGAGGAGACGUUUGCCCUCAUCGUCCGACGCGUCGUCGAGCGCCGCCGCCUCGCCGAGAUGGGCGUCCUCGACAACACCGAGAUGAACGCGCGCGGCAUGACGAAGCCGCUGACGCCCCUGCCCGCCGACGAGGUCCUCGACGAGAAGCGCGGCGGCGUCCUCCGGGGCCAGACGCUGCUGACGGAUCGCCGCCGUCGCCGCGAGGCCGGCUUCUGGAGGAAGCUGCGCUGCUGGUGA
Molecule: messenger RNA, 1407 nt
Organism: Drechmeria coniospora
Lineage: Eukaryota; Fungi; Ascomycota; Sordariomycetes; Hypocreales; Ophiocordycipitaceae
Product: RAS small monomeric GTPase
Exons: 3
Coding region: 1-1407 (468 amino acids)
Biological process (GO): signal transduction
Cellular component (GO): plasma membrane
Molecular function (GO): GTPase activity; GTP binding; GDP binding
Source: RefSeq, a predicted model, not a curated record